GAUGGAGCAAGGAUCUCAACAAUUAGGACCGGAAAAGCGUCGAUUCCUCAUGGAGACUUUCUUGAAUGACGUGAGCUUUGGAAAAGUAACCAUCUUCUCUAUCCCUUGGAGAAGAAGCUAGAGAUACCAUCUUUUAAGCGAAUGAUGUCGGACGAUUUACAGAACACAAAGAGAAGCAAGAAAGAACAAGUUGUUCUUUUUCGUAACAGAAUGCAAAUCAGCUCUCGGUAUGAGUCGACAGAAUAACAAAGGCAAAUACAUUGCCGACAGCCAGAUAACAGCUUCUUCGGAAUUAUUACAGUUUUUUGGACCAUCACAAGGCAGGCUUGACCUUAGUCCAUCAGUGUCUGGAGUUGGUGGUGGAUGGUGUGCAGGUGACAAGGAUCCAGACCCAUACAUACAAGUAGACUUACUAAGAAUACACACGAUAACCAAACUAGCCACCCAGGGAAUAGAAACAUACACAAGCUGGGUGACUCAGUUCUCAGUUCAGUACAGCAUAGACGGUGUAAGGUGGUACGACUAUAAAGAAAGCGGCAAAGUAAGGGUUUUUACCGGAAAUAGAAAUACAGCUUUACAUAAAAUAGCCACCUUUACCACACCAAUCACUGCUCGUAUCAUCAGAAUCAAACCUUUGAGGGCUAACAAUGAUUACAAGUGUCUUCGAAUGGAGCUCUAUGGAUGUGAGCCAAUUGAAGACUGCGAUACGCCUGUUGGUCUGGAGGACGGACGAAUCGAGAAUAAUCAAAUAUCUGCAUCAUCACACUGGAAUGAACACGUGGCAUCCAACGCACGACUCAACAACCGAAUGCACACUGAUAAUAACACUGGUAAAGUAGUGUGGGGAGGUUGGUGCACAGACAAGAAGAAUAUACAUCAGUAUCUAGAGGUUGAUCUUGGUCACGUGCGUGCUGUAUCAGGGAUAGCAACACAGGGAUACCAACUAAACAAUUUCGUAAAGCAGUACAAGAUGAACUACAGCAUCGAUGGGCGGGAGUGGAAGUCUUAUAAAGCUAACGGCGCUAGUAUGAUAUUUGCCGCCAACUGGGACAACGAGACGGUGAUCAAGAAUCCCCUGAUACGCAUCUUCGCGCGCUUCAUCCGUCUCAACCCUGUCUCAUGGGAUGUGUUUGGUUACGUGUGUAUGCGAGUAGAGAUUUACGAAUGCCUACCGACAAAAGGGAGUGUGCCCCAGGUCUCUCCGCCUGGCGCCAGCUACAAAGUCAACAGAACGUCGCCGCUAAAUGUCACGUGCCUGUUGAGUGGCCAGGAAGGUUUUGAUUACACGUGGAUGAGGAACGGGAUCCCUGUGGUUAACAGUAAUACUCAAACCAUAUAUCGCCAAAUAUUCUCAAACGGGACUACACUCAGCACGCUGAGACUGCAAUACAUCAAGUACCAGGACAGCGGUUCGGUAAUAUCAUGUACAGCGUGGUACCCAGGACUUGCUAUAAACACGUCCAGAAAUGUACACGUGUUUGUCAAUGCCCCAAGACCCGUGAUCAAGGUAUCAGAGCACAAAGCCCGGGCUAUCAGUAUGGGCAUCAUAGACCCAGUGCCUCAGGACACUGCAAAAUACCUGGUUCGAUACAGGAUCAAAGACCUGGAAAAUGCCCCUUGGUCUACCACGCAGUUCACAAGACCUCGCAUCAAGAGUUCAUCCAUAGCUUACAUCACCUUGGACAAACUGAUUCCAUUUACUACGUACGUCACCGAGAUAUCGUCUGCUUACAAGGAUGGUGACAGUGGACCGUACAGUAUACCGGUUACCUUUACAACUCAGGAAGACGUUCCAAGCGGUCCACCACGUGACGUUCUAGUCGAGCCAGUCUCCGACGGUCACAUUAUUGUAUCCUGGUCGGUCCCAGGAUUCGACCAGCAAAAUGGUCGCAUUAUGAAGUACGAAGUAACGUACAGAAGCAAAACAAAGAAGCCAAAGAGCUUGUUUACACAACAGCUGCAGAAAGAUAUUAUUGGUCUGGAGAAAGAUCAACGGUACGAGAUAACUGUGCGUGCCUAUACUCGAGUAGGGCCAGGUCCGUAUAGCAAGUAUGUUAUAUACAGUACUGAAACAGGACUAAAGCCAAAGACCAAAACAACUAUGGCUUUAGAAAAGCUUUCAAAGGUGACUGUCACAGAAUACAACGCGGCUAAAGUGACAGCAACCGUUCAGAACCUGACGUCAAAACAAACCGAGCUUCAGGAACAAGAUAUCCACAUGACGGCUAACAUCUUGAACAAAGUCAUAUCAACCAACAGCAGCUCAGAAAAGGUCGGCGAUAACCUGCUAAAGACCCUUAGUAACGUGAUGGAUGUGGACAGUGAAGUAUUGUACAAGACACAAGCUAAAUACAACACUUCAGCAACUCUUGUGAAAGUUCUAGAGACGUACAUCGAGAAAGGUGGAAGAUUCACCGUCGAUACAGAUAACAUCGUCGUUCGCCGUCAACAAAUCAAAAACUCCUUCAAGGUCUUGCGCACGAGCGUCACCACUCAAAACAACAAGCUGUAUCUCAACAGCACCACUGAAGUCACUUCCGGUUCAGAACCAAAAGGCUCGGAUGCUUCGAUUAUAAUACCUUCGUCAGUUUUUCCAAAGGACGAGACGAACAACGAAACCGUUUAUUUUGUUUAUUACAAGAGCAGUAAGCUGUUCGCGCCGAAUUAUCAACGGAUUGAAGUGUGCCGGGAUGGUUUUACGUCGUCAAAACUAGGAAAGACCGAGAGUCGAGGAUCCACAUAUACUGUAGAGAGGGUGGCAAGUAGAGGAUUGGUCACUGAAAGCUCUCCCGUUAUAUCUGCCAGUUUGAAGGGAAGAGAGGUUGCUAACCUAACGGAGCCUGUUAUCAUCAUGUUCAAACUUCCGCCGGAAAUGAUUGAGGCCAAUCAAACUAAAUGUGUCUGGUGGGAUUUCACUGCGAAAAAUGGUCGGGGUGGUUGGUCUACAGAGGGUUGUGAACUUCAAGGCGUCCUCAAUGACACGGUCAUGUGUGAGUGUAACCACAUGACAAAUUUUGCUGCUCUGGUGGACGUGUAUGGCCCAUCAUCCAAGCCAUGUGGUGUUCACGAAAUUGCUCUGUCAAUGAUUGCUUAUAUUGGUUGUGGAUUAUCCAUACUUGGCCUUUGUCUUACUAUCCUUACUUAUGGCUUCUGUGCUAAACUCCGUAAAGACAUCGCGGCCAAGAUCCUCCUUCAUCUGUGCAUAGCACUUCUCUCUGUUCUCAUUGUGUUUGUAGCAGGGAUAGAAAAGGGCGUCACAUCCAAGCUCAGCUGUCAGAUUGUCGCUGUACUUAUUCAUUAUUUUCUACUGGUCGCUUUCAUGUGGUUUUUCUUCGAGGCAUAUUUUAUGUAUUACGCAUUCGUUAAAGUCUGGAACGAUCAUGGAGAUUAUAUACUGUGGAAGUGUGCCUCUAUAGCAUGGGGUUUGCCUGCUGUUGCUGUGAUCGUUACUAUUGUGGUGGACAAAGAGAGCUACGGUGGACAGCAUUACUGCCGCUUGAAAGACCUUCCUUUCUUCCUGGCCUUCCUGGCACCCGUAGUCUCGAUCAUUUUUUUCAACACCAUAAUCUUUGGUAUAAUUAUGUACAAACUGAGCGUGCGUCCACCAGCGCGUUCCGCUGACAAGGAUCGUGGGCGUGAAGGCAUUCUUCAGCUUCGCCGUGCCUUUGGUAUCUUAAUCCUCGUCGGAUUGACUUGGAUGUUUGGGUUUUUUGCCAUAAGUUCAAUGAGAUUGGUCUUCACUUAUCUGUUCGCGGUUCUAAACUGUCUUCAAGGGUUUUCGAUAUUCAUGUUUUAUUGUGUGACACAAAAGAAUGUGCGUGACUGUUGGCGUGCGCUGUUACGUUGUGACUUGCAAAGUCUAAACAAGAAGACUAUGUAUACAGAAUCGUACGAUCCCAAGACGAAAACACACCUGGAUACAAUGAGACCUAGAGCCAAGACAGAACCCGCUAAGGGAAAUACAUUACAAAAGGAUAAAUUAAGACCCCGGAUGAACACUGCUGACGUCAAGUUGCCGAUUCGAGAUGUCUACAAGCCUAGUGAAAUGAGCAGUGACAAUCCCAAUUACGUUAACAGCGAGGAAGACGAGUCAGCGGUCAAGCUACUUACCCACGUGACCGUAACAAUCGAACCACCACGUGACUAUCAAAAUGCCUUAGGAAGCCAAUGUAUUGACUUGGACCAAUCACACGAGGAAAUCGAAUUGAUGAGUAGACCUGAGUCUAGAUCUGGAAGCAUACGGUCACAUGACACAUCGAGGUCACGUGAUCCAAGUAAACACGGGUCACGUGGUACGAUCAAUUCCAACCAGUCUACUCCGAAGCUGUUUAGGAUUCCUCGGUUUAACGGGGGUAAUUCAAUAGGAGCUUUAAGCGUCGAAAAUAAAUCACCAGUGAAAAUAAAUCUCAAGAGAACAGCAUCGCAUGCUCCAGAAGCACCUAAAAUGUACACUCCUAUGUGUCUACGAAGGACAAAAUCAGCCAGCUCGCUGGGUAAAGAUAAUAGAUUUAGUGGCAAAAGUUUGAUCAGUUUUUCGUCCACGUCGUCAGAGUCUUUGAGUACAGAUUCUCAAAGCGCGCCAAGAAGAUCUAGAUUACUGAGAAUAUCAGACCUGGACCCAGAUAAAUACGGUGAAUUGAUAAUCAGUCCUCAAAGAGGCUCAGUACGAGGUAUUGUGGGUCACGUGGAAACAUCAGUCGAUACUUACGAUGACAUCAUAGAGCAUGAGAAAAAGCGAUCUAUCUCACUACCGCCUGGCGCCUAUAGUUUACACUCCAGUGCACAAUAAUAGUAGCAAUGAAUAUGAAAUAUUGAAACUAUAUUAGAUUACAAAAGAAGGUCUUGUCACGUGGUGGCUAUUUUUAGAACAUGAGUAAGUCUCAGUAUCAUGGUCACGUGAUUUGAAGAAUGCUGACACAGUGUUGGAGCUGACAAAGAAGACACAAGUGAUAAAUUACGUGAUGGCCAUUUUUAGAACAUGGAUAGAAAACUUCAAUAUGGAUGCUGGUCAUGUGACAAAUCACGUGAUGGCUAUUUUUAGAACAUGAGUAAGACUCGUAUCAAUACAUGAUCACGGAUAGAAAACUGUAAUAUGGAUUAUACUAAGAAGACGCUGGUCAUGUGACAUAUCACGUGAUUGCUAUUUUUAGAACAUGAGUGAGACUCGCAACAAUACAUGAUCAUGUGGUAAUGAUAAGAAGACUCUGGUCAUGUGACCUAUCACUUGAUUGCUAUUUUUAGAACACGAGUGAGACUCGCAACAAUACAUGAUCAUAUGGUAGUGGAUAAGAAGACUCUGGUCAUGUGACCUAUCUCGUGAUAGCUAUUUUUGGACGAAAGCACUUGGAAAAAGGUUGGUCACUCAUCCUUACGUCUCAGGAUCACCUGAGUUUAUUUAUGAGAUAUGAACUGAAGCACAGCUCGUAUAGAGCGUUGUUAUAAGACCCAAGCACUUGUUACAAGGGAUUUGUUUUUCUGAUGAACGACAUUUUGAGUAACACGUCUGCCGUGCUGACUGGUCAGCAGCUCAAGACUACUUACACAUGCGUUGGAUUUAAUAACUAAACAGAAUGAAAAAUGUAUAUAUCGAAAGAGAUAUUCAAAAUAUUAGAUUAGUUAGACAUGGUAAAACUACGACCCCUAGGUAUGGAUUACUUCAAUUGACAAAAUGAAAAGAAAAAGCGGGAAACCGGGCGAAGAAAUUUACGUUUGUUUGAAAGUUAUGAAUCAAAUUGCGAAAAAUUGGUAAUCGAAUUGAUUUUCUCUAUAUAGUGUCGUUGUAGAUACUGAUAAUCUCUCUUGUAAGGCUUUUAAAGCAUUUUAACUGCAAAUUAACCGCCCCGGUUAUCGCAAAGACCCAAGACAUCUUGGGAAGGGGUGUAAAGCAAAAAUGGAGCCUCACCCCACCCUCCUCCAUAUGCUCUAGGUCUCUUAGUAUAGUCCCCUGCUUUUGUUGCUUCUGUUGGUUAAAUGAAGGAAUUUGCAAAUAAUGCCUGACUGUUUAUUGAGUGCAGUUAAAGUGACGUGUUGUACAUAACGUUAGCGACUCUCUGGCUCUAAUUAAUACUUGUACAUUUAGCCAGAUAGAAUAUUAUUUAGAAUAAAUAAUGAGUGUUUUCAAA
This is a messenger RNA of Actinia tenebrosa (Australian red waratah sea anemone), 6122 nucleotides long. RefSeq lists its product as uncharacterized. Gene Ontology annotation, biological process: G protein-coupled receptor signaling pathway; cell surface receptor signaling pathway. NCBI's taxonomy places the organism in Eukaryota, Metazoa, Cnidaria, Anthozoa, Actiniaria, Actiniidae. Gene Ontology annotation, molecular function: G protein-coupled receptor activity; protein binding. The record is from RefSeq and is a predicted model, not a curated record. Gene Ontology annotation, cellular component: membrane.